UGAUGAUGAAUCUGUCGAAGAUCAUGUAUUACGGAUCAUAAAUAAUGGAGAGUAUACAAGUGUUCUCACUUUAACAGCUCUAUCAUCGGUAUUUCAUCGUCCUGUACGAUCGGUGUAUCCGAAUGUUAACGGAGAUGUCAGUGGUGAAAAAGAUGGUUAUUAUACAUUACUGAAUCGGACAUUUGAACCACGAGAAGAUUCGCAAAACUCAUCAGCGGUAGAAUUUAUGUGGUCCGGAUCGAAGCCGAAACGUGAUCGAAUAUGGCGCGGAAACCAUUUCGUGCCACUUCUUUCUACACAUCAACAACAGAUGAAUACACAAUCAGGAAUGGAUUUUAGUACACCAUUUUCAUAUGAACAACACCAACAGCCAUCUUCGCAUGAAAAAAUGAGGUCAAAUAUUAAUUUUAACGAAAAUGAACAAGAACUUCUCCCAACGCCCGCUAUCCCAACGAAUUUUUUGGAGCAAGAAGAAAAUGAUGAAAACAAACCAGAUAGGGCAGCAUUUUUAUCACGGCAGAUAUUUUUCGACGCAGCUAAUGUCAUCCAACAAGUCAUUAGCAAUAGCGAAGAGAAUAAACAAUUAGUUGGAAAAGAUGGUUGCGGUGCAUGGACACAAGAUCGGUCUGCGACCACAUCAUUUAUUUUGUGUAAUAACAAAUUGUAUCAAAUAGUACGACGUAACGAAAAGGGGAAAUUUUAUUAUAAUGAAAGAAUUGGUAGGAAUUAUGUAUCCAAAGUAGUUGAAGAAAAUGAUUUUAUUACAUUGAAAAGGUAUAAAUGCAUACUCUCCGCUAUGCGCGCCUAUUUUUUCAAUUGUCUUCUAGAAUUUAUGCUAAUAAAAAAUUUAAUAGUCAAACAAUACGAUAUAGAUUAGCCUCGUUCUUCAAAAACCGUGCACAAAAAUGCCAAAAGAUUUUUUUGUGCACGGAAGCAAACAGCAAACUGUGCACAGAAAAGACAACUUCAUGUAUUAAAGAAAAUCGUCUUACUGUAUUCAAAUUACUAUUAAUUAAUCGUAAGUAGUAAUUUGAGCUUUCCCAAAUAUGUCUUUACGAAAAUUACAUGUAUGCAUCGAACUCACAUUAUAAGAAAAAAAGAAAAAUAUGCACAGUUCUUGUUGAUGACCAUAAAUAACAAAGUUACGUUACAAUCGUGUCUAUUGAUGAUGUCAGAAAUCGUAUGAGCUAAGCACUUACCAUGAUCGUACAAUGUCCGAUGGAAAGUACUCUUACAUACGAACUUAGUGUUAGAUAGAAAGCUAAAGGAACAGAGCGUACCGGCCUUGGUAGUCGCUUCCACUAGCUUCGCUGUUGUUUGCAAAAUACUUUCACCGGUCGUUUGCAUAAUUCCUGCAAUAAGAAACGCAAGAUAGCAUUAUGAUCUGUAGAGAAAACACAAAUUAUACGACUGACCAGGACAUGGAGGCAGGUGAUCGCACGGUUGUAAGGCAUAGAGUAGUCCACUGCACCGAUCGCACUGACGUCCAGUUUCACUAUUGAUGCAAGUGCGAUUUCUUAAUCUGAUACCAUCACCACACGUCACUUGACAAUCUAAAUCUGUCCACUCAGACCAUCUACAGUCUGAAAGGAAAAAGAUAAGACACCUUUGUUAUUUGAGUUUUGAGAAGAAGAGCUCUCACGUCUUCUUGCUAAUUAUGGAUUCACUUUAAAUAAUUAUCAUACCUGGCUCCAUUGUAACUGUUGUCAUGGGGGUAGUCCGAACAGUUGAGCCAUCUAUGUAGAAAAAGAAAUAAAGGUGAAACAUCCACCGAAACAACAUUGUUUGAAAGAAAAUUACUUGUUUACUUGUGGAAAAACGGCUGCAACUGCUUCCUUGAUCUCGGCUGCUGUGUCACUACCUAUUGCAGGAGGAGACUGACCAUCUGCUGCUCGUUUAAUGUACGUUAACAAUUCUUGUUAUGCUGUUGCAUUAUUUCGAUAAUGUAUCAUUAUGGGCCCAACGAAUACCGGUGUUUUUUUUGUUUUUCGAUUUUGAAGGCUUGUGUUACGAAAUAUGGUAGGCGUUACAAAAUAAUUUCCCAAAUUAAAUGUGGUGUCUAAGCCUAGAAUACAAAAUACAAAACGCAUGUAAUGUAUGGCUUCUUUAGGAAACUUGAGUAAAGUACAUACAUAAAACUACUGGGGGUCUAUUUAAAGUGUACAGUGAUGACUUCUUGAUCAGCUGAGGCACACAAAUCAAGCACCGCAUAGGAGUGAUUCUUUUGGAAGCGUACCAGAGUUGAUAUCGACUUUGUCCGAAUUGUUCGGGAGUAACAGGACUAGUACAACUCGGCCUCCUGGUGACGAAUAUUACGUUUAAAAGAUUUUAAAACAAUGGCAUGGUGGCCUUCUAGACCUGUGGAAAUCCCAUUGUCCAACAGAACCGUCGUUUUGUGCGCAUUUUCAUCAUUUUUUAGUGAAACACUUUUAUGAGCUGGUACCGCCCGAUUAGCUUUUAUAUGCGCAGAGCUACAAAAUCACUAGCGGAGAAAAACUUCCGAAAUGUUGACCACGUUCGCAGAAAAAUACUUAAAAAUCUCGUUUUUUCCGAAAAACAGGCCGUUGUUGUAAACUGGUUUUCCCCCAUAAAAUCAUAUCAACAAAAGGCAACAAGAUAUGCAUUCGACGCGCCUUUUCGCUUUCUAUCUUGUGAAGUGGUUCGCAUUGCGAAUAGAAAACGUUUAAUGGUAGAAAAAAACAGCUUUUAAAGCCGAUUUUUCUCGUUUUUCAACGUUUGAGUACGUGCUGCACCAUUCUACGGGAUUGCAGGACAUGGGAUGACAUAUAUUUCGCAUGUACUCGAUGUGGGCUAGUAGACAAACACGUUUUUGGGGCCGGGCCCACAAACAGCAGAACCCCAGGGUUUCAGCCCCAAAAGCCCCACAAAUUUAGGGGGGGUGG
This is a messenger RNA of Didymodactylos carnosus, 2903 nucleotides long. The record is from the annotation of a GenBank genome assembly. Lineage: Eukaryota; Metazoa; Rotifera; Eurotatoria; Philodinida; Philodinidae.